AUGAAGCUUUUUGUGGUUGCCAUUCUUUUGGAGAUCGCUUGGGUGCCAAGGCUGGAGGCAUGGUGUUGUGGUGUGCCCUGUUGUGGGAUAUUCUCCGUGGCUACAUGUCUCGGCAUUGAAUGUAAUGUUUUUUGUUGCAAUUGCAAUAACCACAAACUAUGCUUGAUGCCCGAGUGGGGCCUUCGACUCCAAUCCGCAGCACAACCUGGAUACAAAUUUGCUGAGUUCGAUGAGAACUCAGAUGGGCAAAUCGACCGAAACGAGUUUUUGAUCGCUCUGGGGGAUUACAACGAAACGCUCGAGGCGAAACACCCGAAAUGGUUUGAGUCAAUGGACAAAAAUGGCGAUGGCUGGAUUCAACCGUCCGAGUUCGAUUCGAGCCUUGAG
Mesorhabditis belari is the source of this 387-nucleotide messenger RNA. NCBI's taxonomy places the organism in Eukaryota, Metazoa, Nematoda, Chromadorea, Rhabditida, Rhabditidae. The record is from the annotation of a GenBank genome assembly.